Metarhizium robertsii ARSEF 23 is the source of this 1386-nucleotide messenger RNA. RefSeq lists its product as uncharacterized. The coding region runs from base 1 to 1386 and encodes 461 amino acids. The record is from RefSeq and is a predicted model, not a curated record. The transcript is spliced from 2 exons. NCBI's taxonomy places the organism in Eukaryota, Fungi, Ascomycota, Sordariomycetes, Hypocreales, Clavicipitaceae.
AUGGCCGAGGAACUUUCACCGUUGAUGAAGCAAAUCAACCAGGGCAACUGGCUGCCACACACGGAGGCGGAAUCGCUCCGUGACCAACUCUACUACCAAAACGCCGUGCAGGCCUAUAUCCUGACCAUUCCCAUCCUCAACGUCAUCGGCCUCCGCGACGGGUCCGAGGCCCAGUUUGGAUCCGGGAUCGCAUGGACAGCCGCGCCUGGGUUUCCAACACCCAACGCCGACGUCAUCUACUCCAUGAGCUACCUGGAUCUGAAGCAGGACGGCCCGCUCGUUGUCGCAGCGCCGCCCAACGUCAUGGGCAUGUUUACCGACUUUUAUCAGCGCACCAUCACCGACGUGGGCGCGACCGGGCCCGACGGCGCCAACGGCGGUCUCUACCUGCUUCUGCCGCCGGGAUACGACCAACAGGUCCCCGGGGGCUACUUUUCCUUCCGGUCGUCGACGAACAAUGUCCUUCUCUUCUUCCGCACCAUGAUGCCCCGGGGCGAGGAUGGUCCAGACCCGGCGCCGGCUGUGGAAAAUGCCGAGCAGACCCGCGUCUAUCCGCUCUGGACGGCGGAAAAGGACGUCAAGCCCAUGGAAUUCCCAAACGGCAGCGGCAUACGCAUAAACAUGAUGUAUCCCGUCGACAAUUCGUACUGGACAAAACUCAAGGCCUUUGUCGACUACGAGCCGGUGGAUGCCAUCGAUCCCAUCACGCGCGGCCUCCUCGCCGCCAUCGGCAUCGUCAAAGACGGCCCCUUCCAACCAAACGACACGCAAAACGCAGCUCUCCAAAAGGCCGUGGCCAUGGCACCGAGGAUGGUCCUGGCAGCCCGCCAGCUCGGACGACCGGACAAGCGCCAUCUCUAUUACCCUGAUCGCCAGUAUCAGAACACCUGGGCCUGUGCCACGGCGGAAUGGAUGCAAGACGGCUACCUCGACGUCGCCCAACGAGCAUCCUACUUCCAGGCCGCGUAUGCUUCGUCUCCGGCCAUGGUGAUGCGCACCAUCGACGGCGGCUCCAAGUACCCAUUUACGACGCGCGACGCCACGGGCGAGUUCCUCGACGGCUCCAACUCGUACAAGCUUCACCUUCCGCCGAAUCCACCAGCCGAGCUGUUCUGGGCCGUCACGGCGUACAAUAUCACGGACGGGACGAUGACGGCCGCUGAGCAGCUCCUGCCCUCGGUCAAUGGGCUCGACGGGGUCAAGACCAACGCCGACGCAUCGGUCGAUGUGUAUUUCGGGCCGGGAAAACCCGCUGAGGCAGCCGACACCAACUGGAUACAGACAGUCGACGGCCUCAACUUUUUGGUUACCGUCCGUCUUUAUGGCCCUGGCGUGGACUUCUUUGACCAGACGUGGAAGCCGGAUGACCUGGUAAAGAUGAACUAG